Leptosia nina is the source of this 615-nucleotide messenger RNA. The record is from the annotation of a GenBank genome assembly. NCBI's taxonomy places the organism in Eukaryota, Metazoa, Arthropoda, Insecta, Lepidoptera, Pieridae.
AUGGCUUGGGGAUACUGGUCCGCGUCUUCCGUGCUUCCGGACAGAGGGCGGAGCCCCCGUCGCGCCGGGACCUCCGUCGCGCAUUCACAUCCGAAUCCGCCGACCGCGAGGGACGUGAUGGAGGCGCCCGACGAGAGUAUCAUCCACACCGCGUCGACGUCGCGGGAUAGCCGGGAUCAUUCGGCGUCUCCCCACUCGUCUUCCAACGGCGGCCACUCUCAUCACCACGAAGUGCGACACGCGGUCCCCGCCAGUGCGUUGUUCGGUGAAAGUUACGGGGAACUGUCUCGACGACCGUCCCUCGACCUGGGGUCCGUGAGGAGCGCGUUGGCGUCGUGCUCCGGCGGGGGGACGUUGAGCGCGGGAUCGACGCUGACGCGCGGGGGCACACUGGCCGACUAUUUGCCGCCGGCGCCGUGUCCGCACCACCACCGCGUGUACGUGGACCACCACAAGCACUACGAGCAGCCCAUUCAGCCCGUGCACGUCGGGGUGACCCACCACUCCCACUCGCACUCGCACGCCUCCAGUCGCCAUCACACGGACGACGAAGACGACUUGGAGCCGGCCUACGCUACAGGUACAAAAGAAAGUCUCUUUUCUUUCUUCCACUAG